AUGCAUUUCAAUUCCCUCGUCACGACUCCUUUCGCUUUGGGACAAUUCGUCGUGGUGGCCGCUGUUUUCCUGGUCAGGACGUUUCACAUGUUUUCCACCGAUACCCCACUCACUGCGAUUCAUCUCGUCCAGGCCGUAACCGUUCUCCUUGGCGCCUUUGCCGCCACCGUAUACUUUGAAGAAAAGUCUCACGCCGCUUUCUGUCAAAUCAAGUAUCUCAGAGAAGAGCUUGAGGAUACCCAAGCUAAGCAUUCCUCAGUCGUAGAUGAUCUCAACAAGACUGCCGAAAGGAAACUUGCCAAUAUCGAAAUGAACCUCUACUACACAAGGAAUGGUCUCGAAGAUGCCAAAACUGUGCUUGAGCAGACUCGAAAGAUAGCCCCCGCCCACUUCGAAUUCCGCGAAGCACUCGCCAAAGAGCUGACCCAAACGCGGGCCCAGCGCGACUGGGCAGCAGGCAGCACGAGAUACUGCAUGGAUAUGCUAAAGGAAGCGAGACGCAAAGCCUCCUCCCAGGAACUCGUAGCCUGGGAAAUGCAGAACCAAAUCAAGUUCAAGGCUAACGAGCUCCGCGACAUGACGCUUUCACUGGAAAACAUCAAGAAAGAGUUGGCGCUUGCGAACAAGUUUAGCCAGGAGGCGCAAGACGAGAUUGACGAACAGCAUGUGAAGAUCGAGGAACACGAAAAGCUGAUCGAGAAAAAAGAAAAAAUGAUCUUAGGUUUGUUGGAGCAGAUAAGAGGUCGUAACCUGGGAUUCAGUCGCAUGCAUUCCACGAUCGAACGCUCCAACUCAUGUGCGGAUUCGGUUAUCACGAAACUGGAAAACAUGAAUCGAGACCUCACCAGAGAAGUCGAGUAUUGGCGCGGUAUGAGCCAACAUUGGUCCUCGAAUAAUGCCAAUACGAUUCAUGCCAUGGGAUCCGAAAUUAACGAAGUGAGGGGUGAGCUCGCAGAGCUUGAUGCUGAGAACGAACGUCUUACUAGAGACCUCAAGGCUAUGGUGGAUCGUGUUGAGAACUUCGACAAGGAGCGAGAGGCUACGACCAACCGGAUUGAGCAGCUUGAAUGGGGAGUUGUCAAUCCUGAGGUCGCUAAGAAAGAAGAAAAGAGCUUUACAGAAGAAGUGGAUGACAAUUCUACAAGGGAUGAAGGGGAUGAGAAGGAAAGUCCCUCCUGGUUCCUCGACGGAGACAGCGAAGACGAUGGUACAGCAUAUGAGCUUGAUAAAGGUAGUGAGGAAGAUGAGUCAGAGUAG
Molecule: messenger RNA, 1257 nt
Organism: Alternaria atra
Lineage: Eukaryota; Fungi; Ascomycota; Dothideomycetes; Pleosporales; Pleosporaceae
Exons: 1
Coding region: 1-1257 (418 amino acids)
Source: RefSeq, a predicted model, not a curated record